This is a messenger RNA of Capra hircus (goat), 989 nucleotides long. RefSeq names its product mast cell protease 2. The coding region runs from base 82 to 822 and encodes 246 amino acids. Gene Ontology annotation, cellular component: intracellular membrane-bounded organelle; cytoplasm. Gene Ontology annotation, biological process: proteolysis. The record is from RefSeq and is a predicted model, not a curated record. Gene Ontology annotation, molecular function: serine-type endopeptidase activity. NCBI's taxonomy places the organism in Eukaryota, Metazoa, Chordata, Mammalia, Artiodactyla, Bovidae. The transcript has 5 exons.
CCUGCCCUCACUUGUUGGGAGUGAAAAACCCAAGACUAGAAAACAGAGGCAGCACAUGCCCUGGGCCGCCUCUCUGAGAAGAUGCAUCGUCCUCCUCUCCCGCUGGUGCUCCUCCUCCUCUGCUGCAGAGCCCAGGCUGGGGAGAUCAUCGGGGGCACAGAGAGCAAGCCACACUCCCGCCCCUACAUGGCCUACCUGGAAAUUGUCACCUCGAGGGAGAAGCAGGUGGCUUGUGGUGGUUUCCUGAUAAGAAGGGACUUUGUGCUGACGGCUGCGCACUGUGCAGGAAGGUCUGUAACAGUCACCCUCGGAGCCCAUAACAUACAAAAGAAAGAAGACACAUGGCAGAGGCUUGAGGUCAUAAAACAGUUUCCUUACCCAAAAUAUGAGCCUGCUGGUCUCCACGACAUCAUGUUACUGAAGUUGGAGGAGAAAGCCAACCUGACCCUGGCCGUGGGGACACUUCCCCUUCCACCCCAUGUCACCUUCAUCCGUCCCGGGAGAAUGUGCCAGGUGGCUGGCUGGGGAAGAACAGGUGUGAAGGAACCAGCCUCCAGCACUCUGCAAGAGGUGAAGCUGAGACUCAUGGAGCCCCGGGCCUGUAGCCACUUCCCUGCUUUUGACCACAAUCUCCAGCUGUGUGUGGGCAAUCCCCAGAGCACAAAAUCUGCUUUUAAGGGAGACUCAGGGGGCCCUCUUCUGUGUGCUGGGGUGGCCCAGGGCAUUGUCUCCUAUGGACUGUUCAGUGCAAAGCCCCCCGCCGUCUUCACCCGGAUCUCCCCUUACCGGCCCUGGAUCGAUGAGGUCCUGAAAGAGAAUUAACCUGGAACCUGGGCCAGCCUGAGGGGAAACCAGAGCAGGACUCCGGCAGGUUCUCGGUGCCACUCACCCUGGAUCUGUCUCUGGUUUUCCUCUUAAAGCCCUGUCACGUCCCUAAUCCUCAGGAAGGCUGCUUCAGAUCAUAGAAUUUCCAAUAAAUCUCAGUGAAC